Molecule: messenger RNA, 1278 nt
Organism: Aspergillus aculeatus ATCC 16872
Lineage: Eukaryota; Fungi; Ascomycota; Eurotiomycetes; Eurotiales; Aspergillaceae
Product: MmgE/PrpD family protein
Exons: 2
Coding region: 1-1278 (425 amino acids)
Molecular function (GO): lyase activity
Source: RefSeq, a predicted model, not a curated record
AUGGUCAUCGCGGGCCCCUGCAAAAUCGGUCCACUAGCCGCGGCCCUUCUCAAUAGCACCUUCAUUCAAGGUUUCGAACUGGACGACUACCACCGCUCUGCCCCGAUCCACUCCAGCUCCAUCAUCCUCCCAACUCUGUUGGCGGCCCUCGAGCACCGACCCAACCACGGCGGGAAUGCGGCCCCCAUCCCCCGUGACGGAGCCGCCUUCCUUCUCGCCGCAAUCGUGGGCUACGAGAUCGGCCCCCGCAUCGGGCUGGGCGUCUACGGCGGCGACGUGCUCUCGCGCGGCUGGCACUCGGGCGCGAUUUUCGGCCCGGGCGCCGCGGCGGCCGCGGUGAGUAAGUUGUUUGGGGCGAGUGUUGACUCUGUCGAGGAUGCCGUGGGCAUCGCCUGCACGCAGGCCGGCGGGCUGAUGGCGGCACAGUACGAGAGCACCGUCAAGCGCAUGCAGCACGGGUUCGCAGCGCGCAACGGGCUCUUCGCGGCGCUGCUGGCGCGGAGCGGCUACGCGGGCAUCAAGGAUGUACUCGACCGGCCCUAUGGAGGAUUUCUGAGCACGUUCAGCCAGGGGAACGGGCGGGAGCCGGCGUACCAGCCGGACGCGGUGGUGCGUGGACUGGGGAUGAGCUGGGAGAUGGACCAGAUCCUGGUCAAGCCGUAUGCCUCAAUGGCGGCGACGCAUGGGACGAUUGAUUGCGUUGUGACGCUGCAGAAGAAGUACCCUCCGGAGCUGCUGCGGGACGUGAGCAAGAUCCGGCGGAUUACGGUGGAGAUGUCCGGGAUCGCUUUCAAGAAGGGCGGGUGGGCGCCUCAGCGGCCGUUGACGGCGACGGGGGCCCAGAUGAGCUGCGCGUAUGCGGCGGCGAUGCAGCUGCUGGAAGGGGAGGUGCAACCGGCACAGUUCUCCGCGGCGCAGCUGAAGCGGGAGGAUGUGUGGGAGCUGAUGGGCAAGAUUCAUUGCGUGCACAAUGCGGACUGGGAUGGCGAUGUGAAGUCCGCGUGGCAGCAGCGGAUUCGAUUGGAGACCAACGACGGCAAUGGUGAGACGCAGGUCCUCACUGAGCUGGUGGCGGCCCCGCGGGGAAAUCUUGUCCCCCUCUCCAACGAGGAGAUUCUGGCGAAAUGGCGAAGGUUGACGCACAGGGUGAUCAGCCCUGAACGGGCUGAUGCAAUUGAGCGGUUAGUCUUGAGCCUAGAGGCGGUGGACGACGUGAGCCAACUCGCUCAGUUACUUGCGGGACGAACUGAAAACGUGGUAGAUGUGGAGGCCGCAUGA